Messenger RNA from Pungitius pungitius (ninespine stickleback), 7739 nucleotides. It is a transcript of the gene aff4, whose product is annotated as AF4/FMR2 family, member 4. Lineage: Eukaryota; Metazoa; Chordata; Actinopteri; Perciformes; Gasterosteidae. Gene Ontology annotation, biological process: regulation of gene expression. The transcript has 21 exons. The coding region runs from base 600 to 4079 and encodes 1159 amino acids. The record is from RefSeq and is a predicted model, not a curated record. Gene Ontology annotation, cellular component: nucleus; super elongation complex.
AAAUAUGUGUAAUUAGUCAGACCUAUUAGUUUUAAACGAUUAUUACUAUGUUACAGCAUUCCUUACAAAUGCCUCAUCAUCAAUAAGCUUGCAUGCUUUAAGCGCCUCCUUUACUGAACUCAAUGCCCAUUUCUGUGUGAUUUUUAUUUUUUAAAGAUGGGACCACCAGGAUCGUUUCACAAAUCUUUUUGUGUCCCACCUCUGUCGCACGUUCGGUCUAAACAUUUGGAACCCCUCUUUUCACCUCCCUUCUAUCGACACACUCAAGACUGACACACGCAGCCCCCGUCAGGUUUGAUCACCCCCGCUGCUCGCCCACGUGGUAUCUCCCGAGAGCAAGCGGUCUCCUCCCCUCCAAGUCAGAUUUGUCACCACUCCAAGGAAAUGCACUGUACCUUCGAGUGGAGUAAAGAAAACUGUAGUUGCACUCUUCCAGCUCGACGCCCACAGAUACAUUCAGAAAAGCGAGAGGGCCUGUUUUGUCUUCACUGGAGGAGGUUGGCUAAUGAAUUUAGGCUGACAAGUCAUAACGAGAAUCCUUGGGAGAUCCUUUUGAAUCCUCCUCCCUCCUCCUCCCCAAUGUUUCAGUGGUUGGGGCCAUGGCCUCUCAGUCAGGCAACAUGAACCGUGAGGACCGGAAUGUGCUCCGAAUGAAAGAAAGAGAAAGGAGAAAUCAAGAAAUCCAGCAGGGAGGAGGAGGAGGAGAGGCCUUUCCAGCAAAUUCACCUCUCUUCCCUGAACCCUACAAAGUGUCCAGCAAGGAAGAUAAACUGUCAAGCCGUAUUCAGAGCAUGCUGGGCAAUUACGACGAGAUGAAAGAGCCGAUUGGUGACACACUUCCUAAGCUUGGCGGUAAACCAUCUAACAGCUCGUCUUCCUCCGAGGAGAAAUCGGGCCCACCUCUGUUCGGCGGGGACCAGCGCGGCGUCGGUAGCGGGGGCAGCAGCCAGAGCAGCAAGUGGACCCCCGUUGGCCCCGCAGCGGGCGGAUCUUCGGCCCAGUCCCAGAAGCGCUCGGGACUCCCGGGCGGUCACGCUAGCCAGAGGAGCGGCGGCGGCGGGAGCGGCGGCAGCAGCAGUAGCCAAAGGCACGGCGGCGAGGCGCGGGAGAAGAAGUCGAGCAAACACGGCGGCGUGUCGGAGCACUCAAAGUCGCACACGUCGAGUCCGGCCAAGGGCUCGCUGAGCUCUUCCGGCGGCAGCAACAGCCACCUGCGGGGCUCCUUGUCCGCCGAGCAGCAUCACAGCAAGGAGCGCUACCGCUCCAAGUCCCCGCGAGACCGAGAGGCCAACUGGGACUCUCCCUCCCGGGUUCACACCUCCUUCCCCACUGGACAGCACACGAGUCAGGCCUUUCCGCCCUCUCUCAUGUCCAAGCCCGGCUCCAUGCUGCAGAAGCCCACAGCGUAUGUGCGGCCUAUGGACGGCCAGGAAACAGCGGAACCCAAGAGCUCACAGGCGGAAAGCUACAGCGGACAGUCGCACAGCAGCACCAUGGGAGAGAUGAAGUCCAACAGCAAGGCCUCGCUUUCCAAACUCAAGAUCCCCUCGCAGCCCGUAGAGGGAUCUGGUGACGCCAACUGUGUCGAUGAGAUUCUGAAGGAAAUGACUCAGUCGUGGCCCCCUCCGCUGACAGCCAUCCACACCCCCUGCAAAACAGAGCCCUCCAAGUUUCCAUUCCCCACCAAGGACUCGCACCCUUUCCCAAGUGGCCACAAGCGAGGUAGUUCCUCCAAGAGCUCCAGCAGCCACCAGUCCAAAGCAUGCGAUGACCUGCCCACUGUACUGGAAGAUGACCUGAAGCUCAGCAGCAGCGAGGACAGCGACGGAGAACAGGACUCAGCCAAGAAUGCCUCAAGGAACACUUCAGCGAGCAAUAACAGCGAAGGAGCGGAGCAAUCCAGGGACGACUCGAGCAGCCACAGCGGCUCGGAGAGCAGCUCGGGCUCCGACAGCGAGAGCGAAAGCAGCACGACGGACAGCGAGGCCCCUCGGCACGCCUCACCUGAGCCUGAACAACCCACGACCAACAAGUGGCAGCUAGACAACUGGUUCAAAAGAAAGCAGUUCUCUCCGGCCUCCCCCGUGGACAACAACGUUCCAACCAAGUGCAAGAAGGAGGGCAGGGACAACGGCUCGGGGCGCGGCUACAGCAGCCAGGGAGGGGUUUCGAAAGACUCGGCGGCACCCACCCCGAGCAGGGACCUGCGGGCGGCACAGAAGGGGGCGGAGGGCGGCCGCGGUCGGCAAAAGUCCCCCGCCCAGAGCGAGGGCGGCGCCAAUCCGCGACGGAGCGUGGGCAAGAAACAGCCGAAGAAGUCCGAGAAGCCCCCGGUGGUGGAGGAACCCAAGGGAAACCUGAGGGUGGAGACCCUGACGGCUCCCGAGAUCCCCCCACCCCGGUCGAAGGCCGCCACCAAGGGCUCCCGCAAACCCAGCAUCAAGAAGGAACCCAAAUCCUCUCCGAGACCCACCGCGCCCGCCGUCGCCAAUGCGGAAAAGCGCAAGGCCAAGGCCCAGGCCCCCACCAAGAAGUCGCGGGAGUUUGUCGACACGGACUCCUCGUCGUCGGACUCCGAGGGGAACGACAGCAUCCCGUCGUCGUCGCAGACGCCCAAGUACACGGAGAGCAUCAGGACUCCCGUGUGCGUGUUCUCGCCGAUGGAGGAAAAAGAGCUGCUGUCCCCUCUCAGUGACCCGGAGGAGCGCUACCCUGCAAGGCAGCCGCAGAACCAGGUUUUACUCGUGAAGAUAGAUCUCACACUGCUGUCUAGGAUCCCAGGGCGGCCAUACAAGGAGCCCGCAGAGAUAAAGGUGGAGAGGGACGACUCUCUGGACAGGGAGAGCAAAGACUUUAGCAAACAGAGCUCUGACAAGAGCUCCAGCAAGGCCAAGAGGAAACACAAGAACGAUGAAGAUGGCAUAAAGCCAGAGAUCAAGCGUUGUAAGCUAGAGGAGAAGUCCCUCUCUCAUCAUAAAAACAAAGAGUCCAAGAGGUCGGUGGAGAAGAAAGACGAGCCCGUCCCCUCUCCUUCCAUAUCGGGUCUCCAGCGGACGCCCAAGGCAGAGCACCCGAGUCGAAAGAGGACAGUCAGCCAGUCCUCCACCUCUUUGUCCAGCGGCACAGGAAGUGGGAAGGAGGGAAGCCACGGCACCAAGGGCAACUCCACCUCCAAACACCGGAAAGGGGAGGACAAGGGACGCGGCGCACGCGACGGCAAGGACAAAUCCUCAAAGGGCUGCGAUAACCAGCUGGCUGUGCCUCCGCUCUCCACGGACGGCUCCAAGUCUCAGAGAUCCAAACUGGUGUUUGAGGACAGGGUCCAUUCGGCGGAUCACUACUUGCAAGAGGCCAAGAAACUGAAACACAAUGCAGAUGCACUGUUGGACCGCUUCGAGAAGGCGGUUUACUACCUGGACGCCGUGGUGUCGUUCAUCGAAUGCGGUAACGCUCUGGAGAAGAGCGCUCAAGAAGCAAAGUCUCCCUUCCCCAUGUAUGCUGAAACGGUGGAGCUGAUCAAAUACACUAUGAAGUUAAAAAGCUACCUGGCUCCGGAUGCUACUUCAGCCGACAAGAGGCUGGCGGUGCUCUGCCUUCGAUGCCAGUCUCUGCUCUACCUGCGGUUAUUCAAGCUGAGGAAAGACAGCGCACUAAAGUACUCCAAAACACUCACCGAACACUUAAAGAAUUCUCUGAGUAACACCCAGGCUCCCUCUCCUGGAAUGGGAAACAAGGCGGCGAGCAUGCCCUCUCCGGUGUCUCCCAAGCUGUCGCCAGGCACGGGCGUGGGCUACUCGUCGGUCAUCAGCAGCAGCAGCAGCGCCAGCUCGUCUGUGACCAUACCUCAGCGCAUCCACCAGAUGGCCGCCAGCUACGUCCAGGUCACCUCCAACUUCCUGUACGCCACCGAGGUCUGGGACCAGGCGGAGCAGCUAUCCAAGGAGCAGAAAGAAUUCUUCUUGGAGUUGGACAAGGUGAUGGGACCUCUGAUCUUCAACACCAGCAGCAUGACAGAACUGCUGCGCUACACGCGACAGGGCCUCCACUGGCUGCGCCUGGACGCAAAGCUCGUUCCCUAGCAAGGACCCGUUCCCUGCUUGCUGCUUCCACACGUACACACCCCUCAGCUGCUUGAGUUAAGGAACAUGUGCUCAAAAACAGUCACGCAUGCGCUCACAGACAGACAGACAGACAGACAGACAGACAGACAGACAGACAGACAGACAAACAUGCAAUGAUGUACUGUAUACACACACACACACACACACACACACACACACACACACACACACACACACACACAGGUGAUGAACUUCUCAAACAUAUCUACAACACUGUGUCCAUUUUCUACACCAGCUUGCCAAAAACACUGAGCAAUCCAGAGCAUCUCAGAGCGUGGACAGCACAGGGAGACACAUCCAACUGCAGCACAGGAAGGAAACCACACAAGAGCUCAUCGCCGGGCCUCACGUACCGGCGUUCUUACAAUCUUUGCCAUGUUUUUAUCCAUUUGGCAAUGGAAGCGCUCGCUGGACUAUUUGCUAUGAAAACGCUCAAAAAUGGGGUUUUGGUUGGUUUUUUUUAGGCUACUUUUUGGCUUUUAACUUUUUAUUUCACUUUGUUUCACCAAAGUACCUCCUAUGAACACCAAAGGUGCUUUAAAAUGAAGGUUUCUCUUAUCAUUUUUGUGCCUUGUAUGUGAGUGACAGGAAAACAAACAGCCACACGUCAUAUCUAAAUAAAUUUCCCCCUUUUUUUAUUUCUUCUUUUUUACUUUUAACUAAUUUUAUUCAUUUUUAAAAAUAUUUUAAAGUUAUUGGAAGCUGACAACAUUCAAGUUUUGCAGGUUGAGUUUUAAGUCGUGUUUACACGUUUUAAAGGGAAAGAAGGAGUUGGCCACAAAUGAAGGUACAUUACACCAUCUUUUUAUUUAUCGUUCCUGCAGAGUCUCUGAGGUCUGGCGCUUAAUAUUGGCGCGAGCCCCCAACGCUUGAGGAGGGACCGUAGGAAGGGCUACUGUGCACAGCAGGUUAAUACUUCUGACACGCACAUAUUUAUUGAUGUUCUCUUUAGUCGAUCGGCGUCUUCGGUUUUUAUUUUCCACAAUCGCAAGCUAGUUUCAGCCCUGCUAGAGGGUUGAAUGUUGCUCAAACCGCUGCGUCGUCAGGUUUAACGCGAGGAGGAGCAGCAGCGCGGCCCCCCCUAGACAGACCAGCCUCUUCCUUCCCUCGUAGCGACAUUGUUCAUUGAGAAAUAUCCUCGGGGCAGAGUGACUUCCACACAGUGUUGUUUGUGUUUUGAUCCCUUGUUUGCUCAGAGUGUAUUUUUCUAAAGAACAGCAGGGAGUGUCUUAAGUAUUGAAGAACAGAGGAGCGGGGCCCGAGUGACCACAACAGACGCUAGUUGAUCUGGAAGGAAAUAUUUAGAGAGGCAAACUCAUCAGUGUUGCAUUUAUAGAACAAAGAGUUUUAAAUCUAUCAUAUAUUUCAAAAGUAAGUAUAACGGCCAAUAUAGAUUUUUAUUUAUAUACCACGCAGUUUUUUUCUCCCUCUGUCCUAGCAGAAGUAUAACUCUUCGAAUGCCUUCUUUUAAACAGGGUUGAACCAAGGAUUAUGAGAUGCAAAGUAUUUGUUUGUGUAUGUCAUUAUUUUUUUUCCUAAUUUAAAUUUGAAUCACACUUGUAUUACAAGACGGUAGAUGAAAAACGUGUGACGGCGUAUGCCAGCGGUCCAGGUAUGAGCAUCUCUUAUUUAAAAUGACCUGUCAUCAAGGGAAAUGUAGACGGCGGUGGUUUUUGAAUGAAGAUGUUAACAUGACACCCAAGACGUGUUGGUGUUAAUGUCCAAUGGCAUGAAGGACUGUACUUUUUCUUUGUAAGCUCACUUCCUCCUACAACAUGCUGGAAACACUUAAGCCUGGAUCAAAUGUGAUUCAUGGAAACUAUUAGUUGUUGGUUUUUGUUAAUGGCAGUUUGAAAAAAGGUCUUUUACACUCUGACAUGUUUCUUUGAUUUUUCAAACAUAACUUUGGGGAGUUGUCGCUUCAUCUCCAACUCUUUUCAACUCGAGGUGAAACAAAUCUGUGGCUUUGACUAUGUGACCCAGGUUUGACCCCCUUUUUCUUUUUCUUUUUCUUCUUCCUCUUUUAUUCACUUGCUCCCUGGCCUUAAUUGUAGGAGGGGACAAUGUUAUUUCCUCUGGCACUUGAAAAAAAAAAAAGAGCCAGAGGGGGUAUUAUUUUAAUCUAUGCAGGAUUUUUACAGAAAAAAGGAUCUGUUUCUUUGGGGGGGGAAGAGAAAAAAGUUGGCUUGGGAAUUAGCUUUUUUUCUGUUUUUGCCUCAAUGAGAAACCUGUUGAACUCCAGUGUCCAAUGCCUUUUAGCUUUUGCAAUUUUGUGUACUGGUUUAAGUAUAUAAGUGUAUAUAGAUCUGUUUUUUUAUAACCAAACACCGAUGGCUAUGAGCCAUUUUGUACUUGCAGCUGGAGGCCACUUUUCUCAUAGGGAUUCCUCUGUGGGUUCAGCAGCCCAGUCAUGUCUUCAUACACUGGUACACUUUGAAAGUACAUGUCCGCGCCUUCUUUUCCCCACGCUAUCUUGUAGUCAAAUGUACAAAAUUUAGCAAUUAGAUCAAUUUUUAACAGUUUGCUACACUUAUUUAUUUUUCUGCCCCAUUGCAUAAUAUUUUUUUCUUCUAUUUGCCAUUUUAAGGAGUUCCACUUUAUGAAAUGAGGAAGAUGUAAAUGUUCUGGGGUUGUUCAUGAGAUUUCCUUGUAAGUAGUAAUUAAUAUUAAUUCUAACUUGAAAGAAUCCAGGGUAAGAUGAAUUUUCUUUUUUUCACAUUCAGUAGGAAGAUGUUAACACUUGCAUGUUUCUAUUUAAAUACAACUGUAUAAAUUGUAAAUAUAACAUUUCUUUAAGGGUGAAUUUUACUACAGGUUGACAUUUUUAUUAAAAAUGCUGUAAAUACAUUUUGUGAGAUACUUUAUGCACAUUUUUCCAUCCCUCAGUGGGCUUUUUUUCUUCUUCUUCCAAGCCGUUAAGAGUCCAUCGCAGUCUCUUAACGCUGUAUAUCAGAUUAAUUUCUCAGUCCUUUUCUUACCGUGCUCGUAUUCUUUGUCUUCUGCUUCACUGUCUCCCAGUGUCAUGGUUGCCACAUAAUCAACGUCUCUAGAACCAAGUGUGAAUAUUUUGUCUUCUCUGUAUUUGAUAUGGAGGCGUGUACUUUUCAUGAAAUGUAUAUUGUCGAUCUCAUGGAUGGAUGGAUGAAUGGAUGGAUGGCGUGUACAGUCCGUUAUGUAAAACCACGUCUGUUUCCUCCUCGCGAUCGAGAGGGCGAGAAAUAGAGAGAGAUGUAUUUACUAUGUGUCCCUUUUGAACAAUUGGUCCAACAUGUCUUUUGAAACAGAGGUAUUUCUCUACAGGUCAAAACAGUUGUAGCAGUUUAUACAGUAUGUUGUAUAACAUCAUUUUUCUAAAAGUCGUCUCUAAAGUGAGACCAGCAGCAUACACUAUGUACAAUAGUCUAAAUUGGAUUAGUUUUAAGAGAACUGAUGAUAGAGAUACUAUAUAUGAUGGAUGCAAUAUGAUUAAAGGUACUCUGAGUUUGAUCUUCAAACUUGGGUUUAUGUAAUUUAAAGCAUUCUUGUGAAGUGAGUAUUAAUUGUGACUAAUGAGAGUCUGUCCUGAAUAUUCUUUGUAUUUUGCCGUAUUGAGAAUAAAAUAUAUAUGGAUAUGUUUAA